AUGACAACCUUUUAUUGUUAUGAUUGUUCGACUGAUUCAGCAGCAUAUAGCUCCUCAGCUGAUCUUGAAAUACAUAUUGCCAACGACCAUCUCAAUAUAUGUCUUUACGAAUGUGAGAAAUGCAAGUUUGCUAAGUUUCCUACCGAACACUCUUUAAUUAUGCAUUAUAAGCAUGUACAUGAAAUGGAAGACUUCUAUGUUCGUUAUCGACAUACCCCGGAAGGAAAAAUACGACUUGACCAAUUACGCGAAAGAUUAGCUUUAAGUAUCAGACUGAGUGAAGCGAAAUCGCCUACUGAUCUACCUUUGUUUUCUGCCAAAAUGGAUGAUGUGCUACUAGGGAAUUUUUCACAGAGCAGUGUGCCCUCACUCUCAUCGCCUGAAUGUCCGGAAAGGAGAUCCAGUUUACAAGGCAGUGUAGACGAUACAACUAACGAAUUACUCUCAAGUAUAGAUCGAGUCAUAGGAGAAGCUGAAAAUCUAGUUAAAAAGAAGAAAGGUCUUGUGAGUUGUCAGCUUUGCGGUCUGCAAGUUUCUAACCAGCGCUCCAGCUUAAUCUACCAUGCUAAUACUAGGCAUAUCAAACUCACACUCUACCAAUGCUCAGUUUGUAACAAAGUGUGGCACACUAUAGCCAAGUCAGAUGUUGUGAAACAUGUAAAGGCUCUACAUAAUGGAGAUGAAUCUAUGGUCAUAGAUAACAGGAAGUCACUUGCUCAAGAUUUACGUUCAUUUACUCUAAAGUGUUUCCCACCCGAUCCGUCGGCUAGAAAACGCCCUAUGAGUCAAGGCGUUUCUCCUGAUAGAACUUCUUCUCAGUCAAGUUCCUUCGAAUCAUUGCCUCCUCAGCCCUCUCAAUCCUCUUCUCAGCAACAACAAGCGCCAUUCGUGAUUCCCAAGUUGGAGGAAAUAGAUUACGAUUACGCGGUCGAAAAUCCAUUUUGUGAAAUGGCUCGUAAACUGUGCUCUUGA
Messenger RNA from Auanema sp. JU1783, 972 nucleotides. The record is from the annotation of a GenBank genome assembly. NCBI's taxonomy places the organism in Eukaryota, Metazoa, Nematoda, Chromadorea, Rhabditida, Rhabditidae.